GUGACAUGAUACAAUAGUGAGUCACUGGGAAUACUUUUAGUCUUUUGCAAUAAACCAAAAAGGCAAAAUUAAUAUACGACCAAAAAGAAGCGAACAAUGCCGCCGCGACCGGUCUACAAUAUAAUCUAGAGCGAGAUCGGAGGCUCGUGUUGUACCCUUUGAACUUCUGAAUCAGGCCUCCAUUGAACUUCGAAGACGCGACUCGACGCUGUCAUUUCCAAGUAGUUCUUGUUAUCACAGUUCGCUCAGUUUGGAUUUAAUUCUUAUGAGGAGUUAUCGGGAGUUUCAAGGGUGACGUAUGUGGUGUCACUGGAAGCUGAUAACGACGACAACGAUAAUGUAGAAACACACAUCAGAAUAUCAUCACCACAGUCAGCACAAUGGACCAGGUAGAAGUGACGGAGCUGGACAAUUCUGUCCGCGUCCAAACCGAUGUGCCGCACCUUGUCAGUCUGGGGGGAGGCCGGUUGUCAGUGGGUGUCACGAUCCUGGCCAUCAAUGCAGGUCGCACAACGAUGGGGAGUGGGUCGGAGUACAAGAUGCCCGACAUCGUGUUAGAGGGCACCGGGGUGGAGGCUGACCACUGCUACAUUGAGAACUGUGACAGCGUCAUCACGCUCGUGCCCAUCGCCCAUCUCACCGCCAUUGAUGGAGUUAUCAUAGACAAGCCAACACGUCUCGCUCAAGGUUCCACCAUCUGCCUGGGUCGGUCUAACUAUUUUCGCUUCAAUCAUCCGCAGGAGGCUAAGAAAAUGAAGGACAACAUGCCAAACUGUCGCAUCUCCUGUGUCCCGCUCAAUUUCCUACAUGAGCUGGAACAGAAUCCUGACUAUAUAAAGAUGAUUGCGGAGGCGGAGACCACUUCGUCAUCGCGUUCCAGCGACAGUUCCGUGACUUCGGGAUUCGCGACGCGUGGUUCUGGCGACAGUUCGACAUCUGAGUCAUUUGUGUCAAGUCACGAGACGUACCGCGACAGUCUUGAGAACGAUGACUUCCUGCUGAAAGUGUCGAAAUUCGAGACGAUCGGCCGCACGAAACACUCACCCACCACUAAAAGCCCGACCAGUAAAGUCUUUUCCCAGGAUGCAGCGCUACUGGACGCCGUCACGAACGUCUCCAGUCACAUGGGCGAGAAAGUCUUUACACGCGACACGGCGACAACGCGGGUUUCCGCCAACGUGCUUCAGUCAAAGGAGAGAGUUGUCAGCUCCGGGAGCACGCGGAGUUCCGGUUCGCUCACUAGUGUGAGUACGCUCAGUGUGAGUUCCGACUCUUCGGUGAACUCUGCACGAACGACAACAUCAUCCACGUCACAACACGCUGGUUUCACAUCGCCCUCUGCUCAUAUACCGACGUCCCCGGGAUUAGUCAAUGGGGUGCUGGUAUCGGGACCAUUCACCAACCUAGACGCUGUGAUAACCAAUGGGGAACUGACCCCGACAGAUAGACACAAUAUCAGUGCUUCCAGUUCACAGAAUUCUAGUCAUCGGAACACUUUCGAGGGAAUUGACUUUGACGUCAGUGAGUUGACGGCGGCGCAGAGGGAACUAACGAUGAAACACAGAGAGGUCGUCGCCGAACGCAAACGCGACCAGGAGAUGGAGAAGCAGGAACGACAGCGAUUGGAGGAUAUUCUUAGAAUGUGUGCCGAGUACGAGAAACAGAUUGAACAGGAACAGGUGGGUGUGGGGGUCGUUGCUAAGAAACCGAAGACCCCCGAGAAAAAGACGCCAACUCCGCCUGUUUUCAAAGUGCCGGAAACGAAACCUGCGAACAGAGUAGGAGAAGUGAGAACUUUCGGUGUGAGGACGGCACAGCCCCCCGGUUUCCUCGACAUCUCUGCCGAGAACACCUCCCAGGAUCGCAACCGCAGCUCGGUGUCAAAAAUCAAAACGAACGGUUCGCUGAUGUCAUCGUCGCCAAGCAACCCACACAAAGACGGACUGUUCAGUUUUCAGAUGCGUAAGUGCGAGUCGAACUCUUCUACGUCGGAGGAGGAAGCUCAUGCCAGUUCCGAAGAGACGGGGACCAUCAAACGGAGACCAGACGCGAAGACGUCAUCAUCAUUAUCAUCGUCGUCAUCAUCGCCGACGUCGCAAACCCCCACCGAUGUCAUUGACGGACCAUCGAGUCUUCCCCCUGAUGCUCAGAACUCUAUAGAUCAGAUCAUGAACUCGUCGUUUGAGUCGAACCACAGCGUGGGAACGUUCACGGUGCAGCUCAACGCUCAGAUAUCUGUCAACGAUGACGAGUCAGCUGUGGACGAUUUCGCAAAGUUGGAAAAAGAUUCGCAUUCGUCGACGUCGUCCAGCCUCACUCUGAAAGACCCGUCUUCCGAUUCCCUGUCCAACCGAUCAGAGAGUGUGCACAGUAAAGAAGACACACCAACGCCAGUCAACAGUGAUACAGAAACUAGUCUACAGCUGGAGCAGACGGAAGCCGGUCUAUUUUCAGAUAAUAUGGAAACCAGUCGACAUCAAGAUGAUAUGGAAAAUGGUCGACAUCAAGAUCAUAUGGCAAAUGGUGGAAAUCAAGAUGAUAUCGAGACGGGUCGACUAGUGGAUCACCAUUUACAGCAUGUAGAUAGUACCGAUCGCCCGCAGAGUGGCGGUGUGAGGUCUGAGUCCUUCCAGAAUAAUGUAUUUCAGGUUGCUAUGGAUACCAAGAACAAUCAGGACGGCCCGUUGUCACCAAGUCAGCGUGCAUCUGCACGUAUUACAGAGGAGGCUGACAUUAGACAACAGUUGGAGAAGUUGAAGAAGGCCAAGUCUGAGUUGUUACAGCGGAUAUCUGACUUGAAACAUCAGAUCAUGGACAUCGAGACACAGGAGACCGAGGCAAUCAGGGAGCUGGAGAUGGAGCGCGCCCUAUUGGAGGGUGAGCACCAGACGGAGAUGGGGAAGUUGCACGUGGACCAGGACCGGAUCGACCACCUAAAACAGAGACAGGCCCACCUCACCGAGCAGGCCACCCGUGAGAGAGAACGGAUGAAAAGAAGGGAUCUGCGAGUGCUGGAAGAAGAACGACAGAAGCUACAUGACCUCGAGCACGCUCACUACCAGACCGAGCAGCACCUGGAGGCUCUGUGUCGCCAAGAUGAUGAGGACCCAGUCCUGGAGAAGUACCGUCUAGAACAGGACGUCCUCGACAACCAGCAGCAGAUCUGUGACGAUCUGGAGUUUCAACAGCUCGAGGUGGAGUCUCGGUAUGAGGUGGACAAGGAAGAACUGAGCAAGCGACUUGAGACAGAGGAGGAGAAUUUGUUCCACAAGUACAGAGCUCGUGAGGAUCGUCUUCAGGAGAUUGACCAGCAACAGAGGGAGAUGGUGAACGCCGUCAAGAGAGAUCUCGAAGCGAUGGAACAGGAUCGGCUCAAACUAGUGGACUACUUUCGUAAAGAGAAAGCUAAACUUGAGCCACUGGAUGAUGAAAUUCACAAGUUGUGUCAAGAGUUGUCUGUCCCUGUUGAUGAUGAGUACUUUGCGAAUGCGGAACUGAGCAGCUUUCUUUCCGAUGUUGAUGUGGAGGAGAUGCAGAUGUCGAGGCGAGAGAUCGUGGACAGUCCGAAGAAGAAGUUUCUCAAAGAGGACCACGGAGAGACGGACAGGAAGAGAUCGCUCACACUGCAAGACAUCGAGAGAAACCGGUCCAUUUUCCUAGAACAACAAGGAAGUAUCAUCAUUGGUCAGGAGCGCCGUCGUCUGGAGGAGUUGAAGCGCCGCGCGGCUGAUGAGGGUCGUGCUCAGUGGGAAGAGCGUCGCCGGGCUGCGGACGAGGGCCGCACGCCGUGGGACGAGCGCCGACUGCGCGAGAGUAACUGCAAGAGUUUCAACUCUCUCGAGUCUGAGGAUUCCAGCAUCGCCAGCAGUUGUGAGACGCCAUCGGAGAAAGAAAUCAGUCUCAGCAGUAAUGGUGAAGAUCAGCUGGAGAAACUGGCGGAGCUGGAGAGACUUCUGGCGCAGGCUCAGGCUGACAAGGUCCAUCUAGUCGAGGAGCGGGUGAAGUUCCAUGAGGCGGAGAUGGUGGCUCUACAGGAGGAGCGCAGCAAGCGCGCGGCUCUCGAAGAUAAACUGCAGCGUGAGACCCUGCUACGAGAGGAACUCGUGCAGCAGCGCGUCAACAUGAGAGAGAAGCAGAUGCAGCAGGCUCGGCCUCUGACGCGCUACCUUCCGAUACGCAACAAGGAGUUCAACCUGCAGCACCACAUCGAGUCUGCCGGGCACAGCCUGGAGGCUUGUCAGCACGUGAUCAUCAUGGCAACCAGCUGCCGCGGCUUCCUGCACAAGAUGGGGAACAAGUUCAAGACAUGGCACAAACGCUGGUUCGUGUUCGACCGGAUGAAGCGUUCACUGCUCUACUACAGCGACAAGACGGAGACGAAGGCGCGCGGUGGCAUCUACUUCCAGUCGAUCGAGGAGGUCUACGUCGACCACCUGCGAACUGUGAAGAGUCCCAACCCCAAACUGACCUUCUGUGUUAAGACGUACGACAGGACCUAUUUCCUCGUGGCGCCCACACCCGAAGCCAUGCGGAUAUGGAUAGACGUGAUUUUCACGGGGGCGGAGGGAUAUCAGCAAUUCUUGUGACGGCCUCCCGUAAUGAUGUCAAAAAUUACAGGACCUAUUUUCUUGUGGCGCCCAAUCCCGAAGCUAUGUGGAUAUGGAUAGACAUGAUUUUCACAGUGGCAGAGGGAUACCAGCAAUUCUUGUGAUCGCCUCCCGUAAUGAUGACAAAAUUACAGGACCUAUUUUCUUGUGGCGCCCAUGCCCGAAGCUAUGUGGAUAUGGAUAGACGUGAUUUUCACAGGGGGCGGAGGGAUACCAGCACUUCCCAUAAUGGUGUUAAAAUAUAGUUCUUAUGUCAUGGAUGCGGGGAGUUGAUGUUUGACAGAUGUGUGUUUCGUAAUGCGAUGUUGCCAGAAGCCAUGUAUGAACAUCCAGACAGACUAAGAUAUGUGUUAUAAGGCCACCUGGGGCUGUAUAUAAAGUGGCCUCUAAAGUCAGGUGGCUGCUUAAUGCAGGUCUGUUUGUAUUAGAUGGGAAAGUAAGAUGACCUCUUUAGAGAAGUGGCUGUACAAUUAUUAAUACAUGUCACCAGAGCGGCCUCUCAAGUCAGGUGGCUGAUUAAUACAGGUCAGCUUGAAUUAGAUGGCUUUAAAAAAGUAAGGUGGAAAAGUAAGAUUACAUCUUUAGAGAGGUGGCCGUAUAAUGCAGGUCGUCACUGUGUAUUGUCAAUACAGGGCAGUCGUAUAUGAAGUCCAUUUACAAAGGUGGCUUAUUAACAGAGGUCAUGUCUUAAGCUUUGAGCAGUAUAGCAAGCUGGCCUUUAAACAGAUGGCUGUUUAAGACAGGAUUGUAAUAUAUUAUUAUGAUUUGAAACAACAGUGAGAUGUCCUCUUAAGGCAGGUGGCUGCUGAACACAGGUUAUGCUUUGAACAAUAUAUAUAGUAAGCUGACCCCUUGACAGGUGGCUCUUUAAUACAGGAUUGUACUGUAUAUUGUAUGAUUUGCAACCACUGUAUGAUGUCCCCUUAAGACAGGUGGCUGCUUAAAGCAGGUUGCUACCUAAUACAAGAGAAUCAGAGUUUGAAAAUUAGCAAGGUGAUUUAUUUCAACAGGUGGCUGUUUAAUGCAGGUCCCAUACUACAUGUAAGUUGUGGAAAAAACUUGGAUGACCUAUUAAGACAGGUGGCUGUUAAAUAGAGGUCAUUUGCUAUUGUGAUGUGGAGACUAGUAAAGUAACAUCUUACUGCGAGGAGCUGCUAUACAGAGGUGCUGACAUAUGUAGGUCUGAGUAAACCUUGGCAUAUAAAACAUUAAAACAUUAUUACACGAGCGACGUAAGUUUGAAGAAUGUCACUCAAAUUUCUACGCUGUCUGUACUGAGUGGUUCUGUUUUGAAUUAUCAUGUUCUGUUCUGAAUUGUCAUGUUCUGAAUUGUCAUGUUCUGAAUUAUCCUGUUCUGAAUUGUCAGGUUCUGAAUUAUCAUGUUCUGUUCUGAAUUGUCAUGUUCUGAAUUAUCCUGUUCUGAAUUGUCAGGUUCUGAAUUAUCCUGUUCUGAAUUAUCAUCAUGUAUCCUAUCAAAUUACCUCAGUCUAAUUCUGAUCUGCUGAAUGGUUUACCGUAAAUAAUCGCAUUACAGUCUGUGUCUUUAAUAUUAAAAUACGACAUCAGCAAUUGUCUGUAUACAGAUGUGUGUAUAUUUACGCUGAAAUCGCUCUAUUACUAUAACUGGGGCCAUAGUGCAGAAUGAUUAAAUAAGCUCUUUACUUAGUUGUUAUUUUAAUAUUAAAACAUGACAUCAGCAGAUGUGUGUAUAUACAUGUAUUUACGCUAAAAUUGUUCUAUUACUUCCAUAGGGGGUGAUAACUGGGGCCAUGAUACAGAAUAAUCACUUUACAUAGUUGUAAUUUUAAUAUUAAAACAUGGCAUCGAUAGAUGUGUGUAUAUUUACUCUGAAAUCGCUCUAUUACUUCCAUAGGGGGCUAUAACUGGGGCCAUGGUGUAGAAUGAUUAACUAAUCACUUUACAUAGUUGUCAUUUUAAUAUUAAAACAUGACAUCAGGAGAUGUGUGUAUAUUUACUCUGAAAUCGCUCUAUUACUUCCAUAGGGGGCUAUAACUGGGGCCAUGGUGUAGAAUGAUUAACUAAUCACUUUACAUAGUUAUCAUUUUAAUAUUAAAACAUGACAUCAGCAGAUGUGUGUAUAUUUACUCAGAAAUCGCUUUAUUACUUCCAUAGGGGGCUAUAUCUGGGGCCAUGGUGUAGAAUGAUUAACUAAUCACUUUACAUAGUUGUCAUUUUAAUAUUAAAACAUGACAUCAGCAGAUGUGUGUAUAUUUACUCAGAAAUCGCUCUAUUACUUCCAUAGCGGGCUAUAACUGGGGCCAUGGUGCAGAAUGGUAAAAUGAUCACUUUACAAUAUAGUCUGUGUCAAUAAUAUGAAAACCUGACAUAGCGUACGUACGUGUGUUUAUUUACUCUGAAGUGGCUGUAUUACUUCACAAUGUGGCUAUAACUGGGGCCAUGGUGCAGAAUGGUAAAAUGAUCACUUUACAAUAUAGUCUGUGUCAAUAAUAUGAAAACCUGACAUAGCGUACGUACGUGUGUUUAUUUACUCUGAAGUGGCUGUAUUACUUCACAAUGUGGCUUUAACUGGGGCCAUGAUAGUUUUAAUUAUUUUGUAUCUGUCGUACAACACAAGUGAAGUCAAUUAGCAACUUAUAGGGUUUUUUAUGGUUUUGUUUUUAAAACAUUUGUAUUCCCAGAUCCUCUGUUUUACAGCCAUAUCUCCACACACUCCCACAAGAGUGGAAGAGAUUGUGGAUAUUAAAGGGACGGACCCUGGUUUUUUAAACACUAAGGCAUAUUUUUCACCUGGAUCCUUGUUUGAACUCGUAAAAAUGGACACUAAAUUUGGUUAAUUUAGAAACCUGUAACAAAUUUG
Messenger RNA from Gigantopelta aegis, 7446 nucleotides. RefSeq names its product pleckstrin homology-like domain family B member 1. The transcript is spliced from 18 exons. Gene Ontology annotation, molecular function: protein binding. The record is from RefSeq and is a predicted model, not a curated record. NCBI's taxonomy places the organism in Eukaryota, Metazoa, Mollusca, Gastropoda, Neomphalida, Peltospiridae. The coding region runs from base 381 to 4586 and encodes 1401 amino acids.